ACCGGCGAAAGCUUCUCGAAGGAACUGCAAAGAUGAUGCCCACACCGGUUAUCCUGCUGAAGGAGGGGACUGAUACCUCUCAGGGCAUUCCCCAGCUCAUCAGUAACAUCAAUGCCUGCCAGGUCAUUGCUGAGGCUGUCAGGACCACCCUGGGGCCCCGUGGCAUGGACAAACUGAUGGUGGAUGGUAGAGGCAAGGCCACGAUUUCCAAUGAUGGAGCCACCAUCCUAAAACUGUUGGAUGUGGUUCACCCUGCAGCCAAGACUCUAGUGGACAUCGCCCGCUCCCAAGAUGCUGAGGUAGGGGAUGGCACCACUUCUGUCACGCUCCUGGCUGCAGAGUUCCUGAAGCAGCUGAAACCAUAUGUGGAGGAGGGUCUCCACCCUCAGACCAUCAUCAGAGCGUUCCGUAGUGCCACGAACCUUGCUGUCAAUAAGAUCAAGGAAAUCGCUGUGUCUGUCAAGAAGGAUGACAAGCAGGAGCAGAGGCAACUGUUGGAGAAGUGUGCAGCCACCGCACUAAACUCCAAGCUUAUUGCAGGACAGAAGGAAUUCUUCUCCAAGAUGGUGGUGGAUGCCGUCAUGUCUCUGGAUGAGCUGUUGUCACUGAAGAUGAUCGGCAUCAAGAAAGUCCAGGGAGGAGCCCUUGAGGAUUCUCAGUUGAUCUCUGGAGUUGCCUUUAAGAAGACCUUCUCUUACGCUGGGUUUGAGAUGCAACCUAAAAGGUAUGAGAACCCAAAGAUUGCUCUGCUUAACGUGGAGCUGGAGCUUAAGGCUGAGAAGGACAACGCCGAGGUCAGAGUGAAAUCCGUGGAGGACUACCAGGCCAUCGUGGACGCAGAGUGGAACAUCUUAUACGACAAACUGGAGAAGAUCUACCAGUCAGGAGCCAAGGUGGUUUUGUCCAAGUUGCCGAUUGGUGAUGUGGCCACUCAGUACUUCGCUGACAGAGACCUGUUCUGUGCUGGCAGAGUCCAGGAGGAGGAUCUGAAGAGGACCAUGAUGGCCUGUGGUGGCUCCAUCCAGACUUCAGUAGGAGCCAUGACAGAUGAUGUUCUGGGACAGUGUGAACUCUUUGAGGAGGUCCAGGUUGGAGGAGAAAGAUACAACUUCUUCAAAGGCUGCCCCAAAGCAAAGACAUGCACCAUCAUCCUGAGGGGGGGGGCAGAGCAGUUCACAGAGGAGACAGAACGGUCGCUGCAUGACGCCAUCAUGAUUGUACGCAGAGCCAUUAAGAACGACUCCGUCGUCGCAGGUGGAGGAGCCAUAGAGAUGGAGCUGUCCAAGUACCUGCGGGAUUAUUCCAGAACGAUCCCCGGAAAACAGCAGCUGCUGAUCGGUGCUUACGCUAAGGCCCUGGAGGUCAUUCCCCGACAGCUGUGUGACAACGCUGGCUUCGACGCCACCAAUAUCCUCAACAAACUGCGCGCUAAACAUGCUCAGGGUGGCAUGUGGUAUGGAGUGGACAUCAACAACGAGGACAUCGCAGACAACUUUACCAACUGCGUUUGGGAGCCGUCAGUCGUCAGGAUCAACGCUCUGACAGCAGCGUCGGAGGCCGCCUGCCUCAUUCUGUCGGUCGACGAGACGAUCAAGAACCCCCGCAGCACAGUGGACGGACCCCCAGGGGGCGCAGGCAGAGGCCGAGGCCGCGGGAGACCACACGCCCACUAAGAAGGAGGAGGAAUAAUGCCCCGUUUUAAUAUGGCGUAAAAUCCAAAGAGGCAGCACCAGGCAGGUUAUGUUUAGAUGUCAAUGACAAAUGUAACUUGACUUAUUUUGCCUGCAUUUGUUUUUUAUUUACAGUUAAAACGGGGCUUUUUGUACCAGUCAGACACGCGGCUAAUGUAGUGAAACAAAGGGGCUAAAGGAGAAGUUCAGUUCAAAGACAGGUUUUUUUGGACUUUUCUAAGGUGGUGAACAUUUCCCUUUUUUUUUUUUUACUGUUAUUCGCACAUAGUGUUGGUUUGAUAAAAUCCGUUGCAGCUUUUUGUGUGACUUUUUUCAAGUCUUUGCACCCAUGUCCUUUUGUAGUAGGAUGUAAAAUCUGGAUGAGAUUGCCUUCCCCUUUGGUUUGCAAACACAGGCCGCUCUGUCUCGUCCAGGUCAGUUCCUCUUCUGACCUGGAGGAGCCGCUCUUUGUUUCUAAUCUGGUUUUGUGUUACAGAAUGCCACAAACUGAUGCGUAACAUAAAAAAUAAAGCACUGAUAGGAUGUCAAGCAGUUCUGAACCGGUUACGCUGUGUAAAACUAUUUAUUGGAUCAUCCACAUCAAUAAAUUCACAGCUGGAA
This is a messenger RNA of Sphaeramia orbicularis (orbiculate cardinalfish), 2291 nucleotides long. RefSeq names its product chaperonin containing TCP1, subunit 7 (eta) (gene cct7). Gene Ontology annotation, molecular function: ATP binding; ATP-dependent protein folding chaperone; ATP hydrolysis activity. Gene Ontology annotation, biological process: protein folding. Bases 33 to 1673 code for a protein of 546 amino acids. The transcript is spliced from 12 exons. The record is from RefSeq and is a predicted model, not a curated record. NCBI's taxonomy places the organism in Eukaryota, Metazoa, Chordata, Actinopteri, Kurtiformes, Apogonidae.